This is a messenger RNA of Etheostoma cragini (Arkansas darter), 917 nucleotides long. RefSeq names its product zinc finger BED domain-containing protein 6-like. The coding region runs from base 143 to 886 and encodes 247 amino acids. The record is from RefSeq and is a predicted model, not a curated record. The transcript has 4 exons. NCBI's taxonomy places the organism in Eukaryota, Metazoa, Chordata, Actinopteri, Perciformes, Percidae. Gene Ontology annotation, molecular function: DNA binding.
ACUUCGCUCUCGUGCAUGCGGACGAAAAAAAACACCCGCGUGCGCGUGUGUAGUUUAGUCCCGCCUCUCACCUCGUUCACAGGCCAGGCGCUGCACGUGUGGUAUCUCAGGCGCGCGACACGCUACUGAAACAAAACAGAACAUGUCGGCGGUGUGGAAUUUUUACAAAGUGUGUGAGAAAAAUAUAACGAUUGCCAUCUGCAAUGUAUGCAAGAACAUGAUACCUCGUGGGGGAAACAAGUUAAAAAGUUUCAACACAACAAAUUUAAUAAGACAUUUGAAGACGCAUCACCCAGCGAAGCAUAGCGAGUUUCUUAAGAUAUCCGCGGCGAGUGGAAGGAAAAUGAAGGCAGGACCAGCAUCCAAAACAGCACCUAAACACCAGGUAACUCAUGGGCGGUCUCAGCAUAAACGGACCACAGAGAUCGGGUGCCAGACAGAACCAGACAGCACAAACAAUGCUGCUGGAGACGUUAACAACAGGAGAAGCAAAAGUACAGUUCCGAGGACGAGAUCCACACCAGUCAAAAGGACAAGGUCCGAGGUGUCAACUGAUGACUCCAGUCACCAGCCAGAUGUAACCAGCAGCACCAUGAACUGUACAAGCUUUCAGCCUUUGGCAGACCUUCAGGAAUCUAGCUCCCCAAGCUCCUCCACUGCUGGACCCACAACAUCCACUAGCGACGUAGCUACAAAAAAUAAAUGGGAACAGAAGAUUUUACGAUGUGGACGGUGCCGACAGCCUCAACCUCCAAAGGAUCCAGAAGGAUUGCUGUUGUGGGUUCAAUGUGAAUGCUGCCACAAAUUGUUUCACACAAUUUGUGUAAGCUCAGAGAUGGACUUGGAUGAAGAUGAAUUUUGGUGUUUUUGGUGCCUUGAUGUUUGAUUUUGUUGUCUUUCAUAGCUUAUAAUAAAUU